Molecule: messenger RNA, 4384 nt
Organism: Tupaia belangeri chinensis (Chinese tree shrew)
Lineage: Eukaryota; Metazoa; Chordata; Mammalia; Scandentia; Tupaiidae
Gene: CEP104
Product: centrosomal protein 104
Exons: 23
Coding region: 97-2874 (925 amino acids)
Cellular component (GO): cilium
Source: RefSeq, a predicted model, not a curated record
CCUCCGUGCGCGGAGGCUCCGGCAGUUCCAGCCGGAAAUCUUUGCGUUCUGAACAGACCUGGUGGCUUGAGAUUCACACCAGCACAAGUUUGCAGAAUGCCCCACAAGAUUGGAUUUGUAGUUGUCAGCUCAUCUGGACAUGAAGAUGGCUUUAGUGCCCGAGAACUCAUGAUCCAUGCACCAACUGUCAGUGGAUGGAGGUCACCAAGAUUUUGCCAGUUCCCACAAGAAAUUGUUCUUCAAAUGGUGGAGAGAUGUCGAAUAAGAAAACUACAGUUACUUGCUCAUCAGUAUAUGAUUUCAAGUAAAAUUGAGUUCUAUAUUAGUGAAAGCUUACCUGAAUACUUUGUACCGUAUCAAGCAGAGCGGUUUCGAAGACUUGGCUAUGUCUCUCUCUGUGAUAAUGAAAAGACAGGUUGCAAAGCCCGGGAACUAAAAUCAGUUUAUGUGGAUGCAGUAGGGCAAUUUCUUAAGUUGAUUUUUCACCAAAACCAUGUCAAUAAAUACAACAUAUAUAAUCAGGUUGCUUUGGUUGCAAUAAAUAUUAUUGGAGACCCUGCAGAUUUCAAUGACGAAAACAAUAUUACCUCUAGAGAGAAGCUGAUUGACCAUUAUCUUGGACACAACACUGAAGAUCCAGCUCUAGAAGGAACUUAUGCUGGGAAAUCUGACUAUAUUUCUCCAUUAGAUGACUUAGCUUUUGAUAUGUACCAAGAUCCAGAAGUUGCGCAGAUUAUACGCAAAUUAGAUGAAAGAAAACGUGAAGCUGUCCAAAAGGAACGUUAUGAUUAUGCCAAGAAACUGAAGCAAGCUAUUGCUGAUUUGCAAAAGGUUGGGGAGCGCCUGGGAAGGUAUGAGGUAGAAAAACGCUGUGCUGUGGAGAAAGAAGACUAUGAUCUUGCCAAAGAGAAGAAACAGCAGAUGGAGCAGUAUCGUGCUGAGGUGUAUGAGCAGCUGGACCUCCACAGCCUUCUGGAUACUGAGCUGAUAAGAAGACCUUUUGAUUUGCCCCUCAAGCCCCUUGUUCAUUCUGGCAGCCCUCACCACCAAAAGCCAGUACCCUUACUGCCACGAACAGAAGAAAGAGGAACAGAAAACCAGUUGGCAGAACCUUUCCUUGAGGAAAAGUCUUCAUCUUACCCUCUAACUGUUUCUCCUCAGCAUUUUGCAGUAAACCGGUUACUGCCUGCCACAGAUCCUCAUCCAAAGAUCAAUGUGGAAUCCCUGCCCUACGAUGAGAGGCCUCUUCCAGCUGUUCGCAAGCAGCAGGGGGAGGCACCAGGGGAGCCAGAAAUGAGUGAUGCAGACAUCAGUGAUGCUCGGAGAGGAGGCAUCUCAGGGGAUCCAGAGCCCUUAACAGAAAAAGCCUUGAGAGAAGCCAGCUCUGCCAUCGAUGUAUUAGGAGAAACCUUGGUUGCUGGGGCCUAUUCCAAGACAUGGUCCUAUCGAGAAGACGCACUGCUUGCCUUGUAUAAAAAGCUGAUGGAAAUGCCUGUGGGAACACCAAAGGAAGACUUGAAGAACACCCUGAGAGCAUCCAUCUUUCUCAUCAGAAGAGCCAUAAAGGACAUUGUGAGCUCAGUCUUUCAGGCUUCUUUGAAAUUGUUGAAGAUGAUAAUUACACAAUAUAUUCCUAAACAUAAACUGAGUAAACUUGAAACAACUCACUGUGUGGAAAGAACUGUUCCUGUUUUGCUCACUAGAACUGGAGAUUCUUCUGCACGCCUCCGUACUAUAGCUUCAAACUUUAUUCAGGAGAUGGCCUUGUUCAAGGAAGUUAAGUCUCUCCAAAUUAUUCCAUCUUACUUGGUACAGCCAUUAAAAGCAAACUCUUCAGUUCAUCUGGCAAUGAGUCAGAUGGACCUCUUGGCCCGGCUGCUGAAAGACCUGGGCACUGGGAACUCAGGCUUCACCAUUGACAAUGUGAUGAAGUUUUCAGUGAGUGCCCUGGAGCAUAGAGUAUAUGAGGUUCGAGAAACAGCAGUUAGAAUUAUUUUGGACAUGUAUAAACACCACCAGGCUUACAUUCUAGAGUACCUUCCUCCAGAUGAUAACAACACACGCAAGAAUGUUCUCUACAAAACAAUUUUUGAGGGAUUUGCUAAAAUAGAUGGCAGACCUUCAGACGCUGAAAUUAGGGCACAGAAAAAAGCAGCUACCGAAGAAGCAGAAAAGCAAAAGAAAGAAGAAAUUAAAGCUUUACAAGGGCAGUUGGCAGCACUAAAAGAAAUUCAGGCUGAAGUCCAGGAAAAAGAGAGUGAUACAGUGAGACCAAAGAACCAAGACCCUCAAGGAAGGAAAACAGCUCCAUCAGAUGCUCUGGAAAUUCCAGAUAACCAUUAUUUGGAUAACUUGUGUAUUUUUUGUGGGGAAAGGAGUGAAUUCUUCACAGAAGAAGGCCUGGAUCUCCAUUACUGGAAGCACUGUCUCAUGCUGACAAGAUGUGAACACUGCAAACAGGUUGUUGAGAUAUCCAGCCUAACAGAGCACUUGCUGACAGAAUGUGACAAAAGAGACUGUUUUGGAAAGUGUUAUCGCUGCAGCGAGGCUGUUUUAAAGGAUGAACUACCCAGACACAUCAAAGCAAAGGAUUGUAACCCUGCCAAAUCAGAGAAGUUGGCAAACCGGUGUCCUUUGUGCCAUGAGAAUUUCACUCCUGGAGAAGAGGCAUGGAAAGCUCACCUGAUGGGACCAGCUGGCUGCACGAUGAACCUACGUAAGACACACAUUCUACACAAGGCCCAGGCGCUGCAGCCAGGUAAAGGCUCAGUAAUGGCCAAGCCAGGUGCCUCAGGAUCAAAGGUUGGAAGCAAGAUCCCUACCCCAAAGGGAGGACUGAAUAAAAGCUCUAGCAGGACGUACACAAAGCGAUGAUGUGAUGUGACAGAAAUUUUGUCUCCUUUGUCUCCAUGGGAGUGAGCAAGUAGCCUGAUUGUAAACCAUUUCUCCCCAAAACUAUCUUUUGGACACAGCAACCCCAAGCUCCAUCCCUGCUGUCUAUCGGCACUCAGCCUCAUCCAGCCUCAGCUCCGGUAUAUACCAGUUUGUGGGACUGACCACAACCUGUGCCCCGAGUUGGGACCCCAGUGCACUGUGUGUGGCUUUCAGGUUCUUACUUCUCUGGCUUUGGGAGGAGCAGAAGAGUACCUGUGCUAUUUGAAGAGAACCAGAAAACCCUGCACAGGAGGAAUUUGAAAAGAGUGGACUGCGUCAGCCAACACAAGCAUAGCAUCUGCUUUUCUUAAUUGCUUGCAGUGAUUUCUAUAAAAAUUUCACUAUAACUCUUUUGCAUAUUGGUUUCUGUCACACAUGGUAGAAUUUCCACAGAGCUUUGGCUUAGCCAGGCAGUGGUCUCAGGAGAAUGAACAUCUAACUGUGCCUUUUUUCUCCACAGGCCCUGCCUGCUAGGUUUUCUGCCUAGUGCACUUAGCCACAGGGUAACAGGGUUUCAGUAUCUACAGAACUCAUGUUUCUCCUGUAACAUAAAAUAACAAUUAAAAAGAAAAGCUAAAAAAAAAACAUAGUUACUGAGACUUGGUCCCACUUCACGAAGCAUGCACCUUGCUAGAUGCCUCUUCACUAGUGCUCUAACAGACCUCGCCCCUAGCUGACCCCGACUGUGCAGUUCCACGAACUGAGGCCAACUCGUGUGUGAGUCUGUGUCAUGCCUGCCUUUGUUCAGAGGUGCUUUCAAAUCUCUAUACUUGUGAAUUCCUAAAAAUAACAUACCUAUUAUUAAAUCACUUACCUGACCAUGCGUGUCAAUCAGAACAACCCUUUCUUAAAACCUUACUUUUGAUUCUGGCAUGUAAACUACCUUCCACAUACCUUUGACAUACAGAAAUAGUCUUCAGCACCUAGAAUCUUCUUGGGUUAGCUCUGUUGUUCCAUCCCUUGGAAAUCCAUGUUGCAAUUGGAACUGUAAUUUUACUUUUUUCAAGCAGUUCAUAGGAUGUUUAAACACCAGAAUGUUUCUUUACAUGGUGAAAACAAACCUCAAAAAAUAGUCUCCUACACAGCUCCUAGCUAACCAUCUUAUCCUGUGGAAGUGAGUCUUAGUUUUUCUUCCAAUAGUUUUUGUUAGAUAUGCUUCAUAUUCAGAUAGUUGCCUGGAAAAACCAGUCUUCUGUCACUGCCUGCACUUGCCUAGGUGUAUCUACUACAAACUGAAGGACAGUUGGUCUUUCCUGUCCUACCUGUGACCAGGGCUUCUGCUUUCUUACUGAGCAUUUCAAAAGGCCAGUUAAGAAAUGCUUGAAUUGAUGAAAUUUGUAUUACAAUAAGCUCAUAAAUCUUUUUUUUUCUUUUUUUUGGAAAGGUUUUUGCUUUAGUCCCUGUGCGCUCACCAGACAGACAGAGAGAGACAGACAGAAAGCGAGAAAUC